Messenger RNA from Lepus europaeus (European hare), 942 nucleotides. Its product is annotated as vomeronasal type-1 receptor 4-like. Gene Ontology annotation, biological process: G protein-coupled receptor signaling pathway. Lineage: Eukaryota; Metazoa; Chordata; Mammalia; Lagomorpha; Leporidae. Gene Ontology annotation, cellular component: membrane. Gene Ontology annotation, molecular function: pheromone receptor activity. The transcript has a single exon. The coding region runs from base 1 to 942 and encodes 313 amino acids. The record is from RefSeq and is a predicted model, not a curated record.
AUGUUCUCCAGAGAUUUUAUAGUAGGAAUGGUCUACUUAUUACAGACUGCUGUUGGAAUUCUGGGAAAUUUCUAUCUUCUCUACCAUUAUCUCUUCCUUUACCUCACUGGGUAUAGGGUAAGGUCCACGGGUGUAAUUCUCAGACACCUGACAAUAGCCAACUCCUUGGUCAUCCUCUCUAAAGGAGUACUCCAGACGAUGGCAGCUUUUGGGAUGAGUUUUUCCCUCAGUGACGUUGAAUGCAAACUUGUUUUCUAUGUCCACAGAGUGGGCAGGGGUGUCUCCAUCAGCACCACCUCCCUUUUGAGUGUCUUCCAGGUGAUCAUAAUCAAUCCCAGGAACUCCAGGUAUGCAGAGUUUAAAGCAAAAGCUCUGAAGUACAUGGACCUCUCCAAUAUCCUCUGCUGGAUCCUGCACAUGAUGCUAAAUAUUAUGGUACUGAUGAAAAUGACUGGUCAAUGGAGCAAUAAAAAUAUCACAAGGAGAGAUUAUGGAUUCUGUUAUGCUGAAGAUCAUAACAAUAUCAUAGACUACCUAUUGUAUACAAUUUUGUUAUUAUUUCCUGAUGUUUUCUGCCUGGUGCUUAUGUUGUGGGCCAGUAGCUCCAUGAUAUUUAUCUUGCACAGGCACAGACAGCAGGUCCAAUACAUUCAUAGGACCAGUGUUUCAUGCAAAUCAGCUCCUGAGGCCAGAGCCACUCAAAACACCCUAGUUCUGGUGAGCACUUUUGUGUCUUUUUACACUCUUUCCUCCAUCUUUCAUGGGUGUUUUGCUUUCUUAAAUAAGCCGAAUUUUUGGCUGGUGAAUGCCUCUACACUCAUUGCUGCAUGUUUCCCAAUGGUCAGCCCCUUUAUCCUCAUGAUCCGGGACUCCAGUGCAUCUAGGUUCUCCCUUGCCUGGAUAAGGAAUAUAAAAUUACCCAGACUUAAGAGGAAUACUUAA